This is a messenger RNA of Anoplophora glabripennis (Asian longhorned beetle), 7649 nucleotides long. RefSeq names its product unconventional myosin-Va (gene didum). Gene Ontology annotation, cellular component: cytoplasm; myosin complex; vesicle. NCBI's taxonomy places the organism in Eukaryota, Metazoa, Arthropoda, Insecta, Coleoptera, Cerambycidae. The record is from RefSeq and is a predicted model, not a curated record. Gene Ontology annotation, biological process: vesicle transport along actin filament; actin filament organization. Gene Ontology annotation, molecular function: ATP binding; microfilament motor activity; actin filament binding. The transcript has 17 exons. The coding region runs from base 225 to 5747 and encodes 1840 amino acids.
UACGUACAGGUCGUCUUUUGUUUCCGCGGCCUACUGUUUUUCGCGUUCUACUGAACGCCACGAAAAUCUGAUAAGAUAAGGGACAAGUGAAGGUGCCAGAUGUUUGUGAGCGAUCGCGGCCUGCAUCGAUCUUAAAUGUUACACUGCGGGUUCGCGAACCAGUGCUUCGUGUGUGAAAAAGGAUUUAUGUUUGAAAAAAGUGGCGAUAGGUUUUUGUGAGCAGCAUGACGACGCUGGAACUGUACACGAAGGGAGCGAAAGUAUGGAUCCCGCACCCAGAGAAAGUGUGGGAAGGUGCGGAGUUACUUGAAGAUUACAAACCAAACAAGACGACUCUAAGCGUCGCGACAGACGAGAAGGAAAACAAGGUGCUGAACGUUAAGUCGGAGAAAGAUCUGCCUUUCCUGAGGAACCCACCUAUUCUUAUAGGAGAAAAUGAUCUCACUUCCCUGUCGUAUUUGCACGAGCCAGCGGUGCUGUACAAUCUGCAGGUCAGAUUUUGUCAGCACAGAGACAUCUACACGUACUGUGGAAUAGUUCUUGUGGCUAUAAAUCCAUACGAUGAUCUUCCUAUAUAUGACACUGACACGAUCCAGACCUAUCGAGGUCAGGCAAUGGGCGAUCUGGAUCCUCACAUCUUCGCCGUUGCUGAGGAAGCUUACACCAAAUUGGAGAGGGAACAGAGAGACCAGAGCAUCAUUGUGUCUGGGGAGAGUGGUGCUGGAAAGACAGUAUCGGCGAAAUAUGCCAUGAGGUAUUUCGCUACUGUAGGCGGUAGUGCCACGGAAACACAGAUUGAGAAGAAAGUUCUAGCCAGCAGUCCGAUCAUGGAAGCUAUUGGAAAUGCCAAAACGACAAGGAACGACAACAGUUCAAGAUUUGGAAAAUUUAUAGAAUUACAGUUUAACAAGCAGUUUCAUAUUAAUGGUGCCUCAAUGCGAACUUAUUUGUUAGAAAAAUCAAGAGUUGUGUUUCAAGCUCCAGAUGAAAGGAAUUACCACAUAUUCUAUCAAAUUUGCUCAGCCAGGCAACGGUUACCUCAUUUGCAUUUAGUGCAUCAAAACAACUUCCACUACUUAAACCAAGGAGAAAGUCCAGAUGUGUCUGGAGUAGAUGACUUGGAUAGCUUCGAGGAAACUAUCCAUGCUCUCAAUUUAUUAGGAUUUUCCGAAGCCGAACAGAAUGACAUGUUCAAAAUCCUAGCAGCCAUCCUCCACCUAGGUAACAUCGAGUUUUCUGAGUGUAUUAUCGAGACAGAAAACGAACAAGAUCAGGAAGGAUGUGCGAUAAAACCGGGUGAUAAACACAUGAAGGUACUUUCGGACCUUCUUGGCAUAGAUGAGGAGGAAAUGCGUUUGUGGCUUUGCACCAGAAAAUUAGUAUCGAUGAGGGAGAUCUUCAUGAAGCCUAUGAGUGUGGAAGAGGCUGCUGUAUCCAGAGAUGCACUUGCUAAACACAUCUAUGCAGAGCUCUUCAACUGGAUAGUGCUGGUGAUAAACAAAGCCUUAGAAACGGACACCCCAAGACAUAAGUUCAUCGGUGUACUGGAUAUCUACGGUUUUGAAACUUUCGAAACUAAUUCGUUUGAACAAUUUUGCAUAAAUUACGCCAACGAGAAAUUGCAACAGCAGUUCAAUCUGCAUGUUUUCAAGCUAGAGCAAGAAGAAUAUAUCAGGGAAGGUAUAGAAUGGAAGAUGAUAGACUUUUACGACAAUCAGCCUUGCAUAGACUUGAUUGAGACGAAGCUAGGAAUUUUGGAUCUGUUGGAUGAGGAAUGCAGGAUGCCGAAAGGUUCUGAUGGUUCUUGGACAGAAAAAUUGUAUUCUAAAUGCAUGAAAUAUUCCCACUUCGCUAAAGGCCGGUUUGGUUCUUCAUCUUUCGUAAUCAAUCAUUUUGCCGAUAAAGUACAAUAUGAGAGUAACGGCUUUUUGGAAAAAAAUCGGGACACUGUAAUAGAAGAACAAAUUAAUGUAAUUAAAGCCAGUAAAAAUCAUCUAGUCAAAAUGCUCUUUGCGUCCGAAUCCCAAAAGCUGGCACCUCCAGGAACAAAAGUAAAAGUUGUUGCCGCAAAACCUGCUCAAACUUCUCAAAGAACACAUAAGAAAUCUGUAGGAUCCCAGUUCAGGGACUCUCUUAACUUACUGAUGUCCACGCUCAAUGCCACAACCCCUCACUAUGUGCGGUGUAUCAAACCCAAUGACUCCAAGGCAGCUUUCGAGUAUAAUCCAAAAAGAGCGGUUCAACAGCUCAGGGCAUGUGGUGUACUGGAAACUAUCAGGAUAUCCUCAGCUGGAUUUCCAAGUAGAUGGACCUAUGUCGACUUCUUUUAUAGAUACAGAGUACUGUGCAAAUUUAAAGAUAUCAUUAGGAACAAUAUGCAGAAAACGUGCGAGACUAUACUGAAGCAGUACAUAAAAAACCCCGAGGUUUAUCAGUUUGGUAAGACAAAGAUAUUCUUCCGUGCUGGACAGGUAGCUUACCUGGAAAAACUGAGAGCGGAGAAGUUGAAGAGAUGCUGCAUAAUGAUGCAGAAGACAGUCAGAUCGUUUAUAUGGAGAAAGAAGUACUUAAGGAUAAAAAAAUCGACUCUGCUUAUUCAACGCUAUUCCAGAGGCUUUCUUGCAAGAAGACUUGCAAGCAAUUUACGAAGAGAAAGGGCCGCAAAGACCAUUCAGAGGUAUGUCCGAGGUUGGGCUAAGAGGGUUCAAUACCAGAGGCUACGGCAAUGUAUUACUGGUAUCCAGAGAUACGCUAGAGGUUAUUUGGCAAGGCUUCGCUUCCUCAAUCUUAAAUAUAAUGCAAAGGCUAUAAUAAUCCAGAAACACGUACGUGGAUGGUUGGCACGAAGAGAGUAUAAGAGAAUGCGGAGGCAAAUCGUUAUUUGUCAAGCUGCUGUUCGCAGGUUUUUGGCUAGGAGGAAAUACAAGAAGCUCAGAAUCGAAGCUAGAUCUAUCGAACAUGUCAAGAAACUUAACAAGGGAUUGGAGAAUAAGAUUAUUAGCCUACAGCAAAGAAUUGAUGAAGUCAGCAAAACUAACACCGAAUUAAGAAAUUAUCAAAAUGAAGUGAAUGAGUUAAAGAAUAAGAUGACAGCAUUUAAAGCUAUGGAAAUCGAAAUCAAAAACCUGAACAACUUGCUGAUUGAGAAAAAUAAAACAAUAGCGAAAUUGGAAGAAGACGUAAAAGUGGAGAGGGACGAAAAGAUGGACUUGAUUCACGAACAAGAGAAAUACAAAGAAGAAACAGAAAAACACAGGGAGUUAUGGGCUUUGGAGACUGCGAAAUUACGAAAGGAACUGGAGAACAUCAACGAAAUAGUAAAGAUGAACGAGAAGGGAGCUGAAGAAAAUCUAAAGGUGCGACUGGAAGAAGAGAAACUGAUGAUUCUUAACGACGCGGACAGUGAUAGAGAAGCAUACCAGAAGUUGUUGCAACAGUACAACUACUUAGAACAGCAUUGCGAAGAAUUGAAACAACAGCUGCAGAGUCAGAACCAACAGGGCUUCCACAAAAGGAAUGUUAGUGAUAUAAGCAGUAUUUCUACAGCCGAUGAAAACCUUCUUAACAGUGACUUGCCAGAGGAUCACGGGUAUGGCUCUGUUAGAUCGAUUACUAGCAACAGUUCGCAUACUAGGGAAAAAUUGGAAAAUAUUGAUUGGAAGAUAGUUGAUGGAACAAAUGACAGUCAGACCCCGAGUACGAACAGCAGCAGCGAAGCCAACGCCAAACAUGAUACUGAAACGAAAAUUGAUGUUGGUCUCGUACUUAAGCUACAACAUAAACUUGCAGAGGUGGAAAGAGAAAAAAUGAGGAUGCAAAAGAGACUAGACGAGAUCGACAUGUCUCCGAGGACAGAAAAAGCUAAGAACGAUGCAGAUAACGCAGUUAGGAUAUCUGAACUUGAAUUGUGCAAUUCUCAGUUGAAGGCUCAAUUGUUCGAAUUACAAAACAGUAUUAAUGAGGGCACCGGCUUAUCCAAAUUGCACGAGCAAUUGCAAGCGUUACAACAUGAGUUGGAGAGGAAAACGGAGGAGGUGAUUCAGCUGAAGAGUGUUUUAGCGAACCAGACAAAUAACAUGAAAACCAUACUUAACUCAAAGACGAGGACAGGUGAAUACAUAAAUGAAGACGGGGAACUGGCACAAGCAUACGAAACUCAAAAAACGAUAAAUAAACAGCUGGAACUGGAACUACAAGAUGAAAAGUCUAAGUUUAAGGCUCACGAAAAAGAGUACAAACUUGAGAUAGAGAAACUCAGAGAAGAUAAUGAAAGACAACAACGAAUACUCGCCGCCAACUUAACCAACACCCCACAGUCACAAGGAGAAGCUUUCAUGCAGCAUGAAAUAACCAGAUUGACGACAGAAAAUCUCGAUUUGUUGGAUAAAAACGAUACUCUCACGGAAAGUGUAAGGAAGCUAAAGAAACAAAUGAAACUGUUCGCGAAGAAACUGAAGGAAGCCGGUUUAGACUUAGAUGAUGCUACAAUAAUAGAAAACGACACAAACUCCAACGCCAAAGCACCUGUCGCACCAAGCAGAGUUGGCCCGACAAUAAGGAAAAAGGAGAGGGAAUAUAUGGGAAUGUUUUCAUUCCGAUCUGGAGACGAAAAUGUCAUCAUGAAGCAGAUGGUCUUAGAACUUAAGCCACGAACUGCUGUUGCUCUUCUUCCUGGUCUUCCGGCCUACAUAAUAUUUAUGUGCAUAAGACAUACGGAUUACAUAAAUGAUGAAGAUAAAGUAAAGACUCUUCUUUCGGCAUUCACAAACUCGGUGAAGAAAAUUAUCAGGAAACGGCAUGACGAUUUCGAAACCACUACGCUUUGGCUUGCAAAUACUUUAAGGUUGCUGCACAAUAUGAAGCAGUACAGUGGUGACAAAGCAUUCCAGAAGAAAAAUACUUCAAAGCAGAACGAGCAAUGUUUAAGAAACUUUGAUCUGUCGGAAUACAGACAAGUGUUAUCAGAUAUUGCUGUGUGGAUAUAUCAAGGUCUGAUAAAGAACUUUGAGGAAAAAGUUCAACCACUUAUAGUACCGGCCAUCUUGGAACAUGAGGAAAUUCCAGGUAUUAGUGGCAAUAAACCCAGUGGUUUCAGAGGAAGAACUAGUAGCUUAGCUAGAGAUCUGGAUAGUCCUGUUAACAAUCAGAAACCUACAACUGCUUUACUUCAAGAACUUACCAACCACCACAAGAUAUUAACCUUCUAUGGAGUUGAUCCAGAAGUGAUUUCUCAAGUCUUCAAACAAAUCUUCUACUUCCUGUGCGCCUCAAGUUUGAACAACCUGCUCCUUCGAAAAGAAUUAUGUCACUGGUCCAAAGGCUUCCAAAUCAGGCAUAACCUCUCCCACUUUGAAAUGUGGACGAGAGAGAAAAGUUUGGAUGAAGCUGCUAUACAAGGGACUCUUCAACCGAUCAUACAAGCGGCUCAUCUGUUACAAGCAAGAAAGACAGAGGAAGAUGUGGCGAGCGUCUGUGAAAUGUGUAGUGCCCUCACACCCUUGCAGAUAUGCAAAAUACUCAACCUAUAUACUCCUGUGGAUGAAUUUGAGCAGAGGGUGCCUGUGUCUUUCAUCAGGAAGGUCCAGGCUAAGUUACAGGAACGUCCUCAAAGUCAAGAACAACAGACUUUGCUCAUGGAUGUCAAAUACAACUUCCCAGUAAGAUUCCCCUUCAAUCCUUCAGUGAUAUGCCUGGAAGAUAUAGAAAUUCCGGAAUCAUUGAAAUUGCCUAUGCUCGAAAAGCUUUAAGUAGUUCAAUUGGGGCUCAUAUUCUACCAGAUAUUCCUAUAGGGUUAAUUAAAAAAUAUAAUGCCCUUACUGUAAAUAGAUGUAUAUUUGAGAAAAGUAUUCCUAAACGUCACAUUGAUAUUUCAAGAUGUAUAUCUUCUAGAAUGGGAACAACAAAGGUUUUAAAAGUAAAAUUUGUAAUUUUUCUACAAAUAUACUUUGGUAUCUAAUGUUUUCAAAUAUAAGAAUCAAUAGAACAAAAUCUGGUCCUCACGCUGGUCACAAGUAAUACUAAAAAGUAGGGCAGUAAUUUUGAUAAAUAUAAAUUGUAUUAAAUAAAUUUCAAUUUUUAUUGUUCAAAAUAAUAGAACUGAAAAAUAACAAUGUUUGCCUAAAUUACAAAAUAAUUUCCAAGCAUAAAUUUGAUCAUCCAAAAAAUUAAGAAAAUAGAUACUAGUAAUUCUAAGGUAUUGAACUUUUCUGCAUCUUGAAAUAUUCCAUAAGAUGUGUAAUCUACAGUUAUCACAAACAAUGCAAUUAAGCGAAUAUUUACAUCUAUAUGCAUUCCAUAUUUUAUAGUGUGAUUAACUCUUUUGCUGUUUAAUUUAGGAUACAUUAAUUUAUUUAUUUUUAUUUACUGUAAUUGUAAUUUUUUGUACAUUUGAAGGUUUCGAACAUAAGUUACUGAAAUUUGUGUGCCAUGGACUUGAAAAUAAUUUUGUAGAUAUAUUUUAAACUGUUCAAUUGUGUACAUAGAAUUAGGGUUAAUUUUGUUGUUAAAACUUCAGCAAGUGGAAGACAAAUCAGGAAUUAUCAGUUUCAUUGUGUAUUAACUUAUUAUGUUUACUGUACUGUUAUCACAUCCAAAUUUCUCAUAAUAAUUCCAAAUUGUUAAGUCAGCAGGGUUAUUAAAAAACUUAUGCCUACUAUACAUUUGGCCUACUAAUAUGUCAAACAAGCACUUUGUAUGUAGAAUUCGAAAAUUUUUAUUGUCAACUUUUAGAAGACAACUAGUAGGUACUUUUAAAUGAGAAAAUCUGUAUUCUGUUUUGUCGCCCACUGCUGAUACCACUUAAAUCAAUUAUUUACGAAUUGUUAUGGAUUAAAUUAUAUAUUGUUGUUGAAACUGAUCCAACUUUAAUUGGAUUUCCUCGAUUUUAGCUGUGAAUAUAUAAAAAGGCAAGCAAUAGUUUUUAGUAAAUACUUCAUUACUGCAAUAUCUUUUAACCGUUUAUCGCGUCUGUCAGUAAUUCUCGGGUGAUGGUUAGGCACAUAUCUUUCUGUACAGUUGGAUAUGUUUAAGUGCUUUGAAAAUGUGCUUCUAUAUGAAAUAUUUAAGAAAUAUAUUUAUACAAUACAUUGUUGCUUCUAUCUCUACAAGUUUGCAAUUACGUUUUUAAAUAAUUUAUAUCGUAUUACUUUUUUGUUUUUCGAUUCCAUCUUCCUCAUUAGAAACUAUUUAUGGAAAUUGCGAAUAUUGGUCAAAAAAAUAUUGGAAACAAUUGAGAAACGUAUUUAGAUUUACUGAGUGUACAGACAAUUUAUCAAAUUAAAAAUUCUCAUGAAUAAUUUGUAUAUAUUUAUUUUACAUUAAUUCUAUGAUUCUAAUUCGUACUUUGACAAUGUCUAUAUUUCUAUGAAAAAUAUUAUUUUGGUACAACUCUGUAUAAAACUUGUAGAAAGUGAUAGAUAUUUUCUUUAUACUGUAGUGCAAAAACAUAUUUUGUAAGAAAUUUAUUAGUAAUUAACAAAUCGCUGAUAAUACGAAAAUUAUGUCAAUACAUGUUAAUAUAUUAUAUAGAGAAAAGAUGAUUGUUGAAUGAUCCAAAUUUUAAGGUCAGUUGUGGAUAACUUAAAUACAACUAAAUUUGUAGUUAAAAUCCUGUGCAAAAUGUAUAAACUACAAACAGAUAUUAAAUAUGU